Molecule: messenger RNA, 1443 nt
Organism: Helobdella robusta
Lineage: Eukaryota; Metazoa; Annelida; Clitellata; Rhynchobdellida; Glossiphoniidae
Exons: 10
Coding region: 170-1324 (384 amino acids)
Biological process (GO): protein ubiquitination
Molecular function (GO): protein binding
Source: RefSeq, a predicted model, not a curated record
AUUCAUUCAGUCAAUAAAGCAAACCAGUUGUCUAUGUUAUGUAGAAUAAUGUAGAUGUAGUACUACAUUACUAUUGUCUAACUGUAGUACUUCUUAAACAGAAACAUAAACAAAUUAAAUUAAAAACUUAACUAUUAAACUUUAUUUAGUUUUGUUUUUCAAAAUAAACAUGGAUUAUGAUGCCCCAGUUAUAUAUGGCCUUGAAUUUCAAUCUAGAGCUCUGACAUCUUACUCAGCUGAAAAUGAUCUUGUUCAAUUUUUUGUGGGAACGCAAUCUCUACGAUGUACAAAUCAGAUUCACUUGAUAACAUUCGAUGAUGAGGCCAAUUCCAUUAGCAAGCAAAUUUUCAACCAUCCGGAGGGUGAAAUAUGGUCAUUAGCUACACCACCAUCUCAGAAAAACAUCCUUACUUCAGUUUACAGCAAAGUGAAUGGAAACAAGACAGAAAUGCAGGCCACUGUGUGGAAAUUUAUUUCAGAAGAUGGCGACAUUAGCAUUUCUGAUGAAGAAAACACGAUCACAUCAACAUUAACUGAAAUCUUCAAGAUUAAUAAUUCAGAUCUUGGUGACAUUAAAGGUUUUUUGUGGUAUCCAUCUGUUGAAAAAAAUGACUUUGUAGUUCUCAUAGAGAACCACAUUCAACUCUACUCACUUGAUAUUAAUGGCUCGAGUGCUGCAUUGAUAUCAGAGACAAUGAUUGAUGGCAAGUUGCAUCCCAAAUUUACAACCGGCAUCUGGGACCCACACCACAACUGCACAUCCAUUGUAACUGCACAGGAUACUUCCGUCAAGGGUUGGGAUCUCAGGAGUAUGAAGCAAACGUACACAAUAGAGAAUGCACACACCUACCUUGUCAGAAACCUCAGCUACAACCCAAACAAGCAAUAUUAUGUUGCAAGUUGUGGUGAUGACUGCAAAGCCAAAUUCUGGGAUGUUAGAAAAGUCAAUGAGCCAGUUAAAAUUCUGAAUGAUCAUUCCCAUUGGGUGUGGAACGUUAAAUACAAUCACUUCCACGACCAGCUUGUGCUCACAUCAAGUAGUGAUGGUACAGUACUCCUCAAUAAUCUAUCAUCAAUUUCAUCGGAACCAUUUGGGAACCUUUUAAAUGAUGAAGAUGGCGACGAUGACAACGAGGCGGAUAAGAAUGACCACCAUUCAACUCUGGCGGACGGAAUAGUGAUGCGCUAUGACGAGCACGAAGACAGUGUAUAUGCCUUGGAGUGGUCGUCGUCUGAUCCCUGGUUGUUUGCUUCCUUGAGUUACGAUGGUCGACUCGUUAUGAGCAGGGUGCCGCGAUCAAUCAAGUAUCAAAUAUUAUUAUGAACAUCAAUGAAUGCUGCAUGAAUGUACUUCCAAUAUAAAUCUUAAUAUAAUAAUUUAAUUGUAAAUCUUUCCAGUUAUAUUAUGUUAAUUAUAUUGAUUGUUGUACAAAGCUCAAAAAC